Molecule: messenger RNA, 1676 nt
Organism: Phyllotreta striolata
Lineage: Eukaryota; Metazoa; Arthropoda; Insecta; Coleoptera; Chrysomelidae
Source: the annotation of a GenBank genome assembly
AGAGUAAAUUGGGUACUGCGCCACUGGCCUUUACAAUGGCAUUAGGUUGAAGUUCAAAUCAAUUCUGUUUCAACAACAAAGCAGAUUAUGCACAUUAUUGCUCAGUUUACAUAAAGAAUGGGAGUUAUCUAUAAGAUAAGGCAACAAACAUUUAAGUGAUAAACCGCCGAAAGAAAACCAUUUAGUUAUUAUUGUAAUUGAUAUUAAAGUAGUGCUGCGAGCGAGAAUUACAAAUGGCAUUGAAUUUGAGGAAUUUGUUGAGAACUAAGCGUAGAAUAUCGCAAACGGUCGUAAGAGGUGUAUCUCAGUUCUAUCCCAUAGACGAUCACAUUUUCGGACUUAGAGACGAAGAAAUCCAGCUAAGAGACAGCAUAUUUAAUUUCGUGCAAAAAGAACUCGCGCCCAUAGCCAACGAAAUCGACAAAACCAACAAAUUCGACGAUUUCAAAAAUUUCUGGAAGAAAUUAGGCAGUUUAGGAACCUUAGGAGUGACAGUAAACCAGGAGUAUGGCGGCACCGAAGGCUCGUAUUUGGAACAUUGCAUCAUUAUGGAAGAAAUAUCCCGAGCAUCGGGCGCUAUCGCUCUCUCCUACGGGGCCCACUCCAAUUUGUGCGUGAACCAAAUCCACCGCAACGGUUCGGACGACUUGAAAAAGAAAUAUCUACCGAAACUAUGCACCGGCGAGCACAUCGGAGCGCUCGCCAUGUCGGAAUCAGGAGCCGGCUCCGACGUGGUUUCAAUGAAACUAAAAGCCGAAAAGAAAGGCGACUACUACGUGUUAAACGGCAACAAAUUCUGGAUCACCAACGGACCCGAAGCCGACGUGCUCGUCGUUUACGCGAAAACCGAUUUAACGGUCAAGAAACCCCAACACGGCAUCACCGCGUUCGUCGUAGAAAAAGGCUUCGACGGGUUCAAAACCGGCCCUAAGCUCGACAAGCUGGGAAUGCGGGGAUCCCCCACGGGCGAGCUCAUCUUCGAAGACUGCAAAGUACCCAAGCAAAACGUGCUCGGCGUCGAGAAUAAAGGGGUGUAUGUGUUGAUGAGUGGUUUGGACCUGGAGAGGUUGGUUUUAGCAGCGGGACCGGUGGGGAUCAUGCAGGCUUGCUGCGACGUGGCUUUCUCGUACGCCCACGUCAGGAAGCAGUUCAACGAGCCCAUCGGCCAUUUCCAGCUCAUCCAGGCGAAGCUGGCCGACAUGUAUACGACUUUGAGCGCGUGCAGGAGCUAUUUGUACAGCGUCGCUCGCUCUUGCGAUAAAAAGAAGGUUAAUAGGAAAGACUGCGCCGGUGUUAUACUGUACUGCGCCGAGAAAAGUACGCAAAUGGCUUUGGACGCUAUACAGAUAUUAGGAGGUAACGGGUACAUCAACGAUUAUCCCACAGGGAGGUUCCUUAGGGACGCGAAGUUGUACGAAAUAGGAGCGGGCACUUCUGAAAUCAGAAGAUUGUUAAUAGGCAGAAGCAUAAACGAGGAAUAUUCGUAACGUUAGUGGUGCUUAAAAAAUAAUUAUAAAGACAUUCUUCGUAAAUAUUUUUUUGUAUAAAUGCUUUUUAAACUAUUUUUGUUAUCGCACAUGAGACAGUCGAUGAUUAAAAAUACUUGUGCAUAAUUUUAUUUAAAAAUUAUGAAGUUUAACGCUUUGUUUUAUUACUAGUGUUAGGUGUUAGGUGUU